This is a messenger RNA of Sclerotinia sclerotiorum 1980 UF-70, 117 nucleotides long. RefSeq lists its product with no specific name. Lineage: Eukaryota; Fungi; Ascomycota; Leotiomycetes; Helotiales; Sclerotiniaceae. The transcript has 2 exons. The record is from RefSeq and is a predicted model, not a curated record. Bases 1 to 117 code for a protein of 38 amino acids.
AUGGUCUUCCAAGCUCUGAACCCAAUUGUCAAGAAGCUUCAGGAUAAUGGUACAAACGGCAGAAGGAUGUAUGAAUUGAAGGGUGUCCGGGGACUUUCUCCCAAAGCAUUAAAGUGA